Bombina bombina (fire-bellied toad) is the source of this 3523-nucleotide messenger RNA. Its product is annotated as GEM-interacting protein. The transcript is spliced from 21 exons. Lineage: Eukaryota; Metazoa; Chordata; Amphibia; Anura; Bombinatoridae. Gene Ontology annotation, cellular component: plasma membrane. Bases 92 to 2671 code for a protein of 859 amino acids. The record is from RefSeq and is a predicted model, not a curated record. Gene Ontology annotation, molecular function: GTPase activator activity. Gene Ontology annotation, biological process: activation of GTPase activity; negative regulation of GTPase activity; signal transduction.
UGUCAGGAAGUUGUGGGUCUUUGCAAUUUUACAUCUGUGCGCCCGAGUCCCACAAGUGGCAAGGCCGUCAACUCCAGUCUGGCCUGGGACAAUGGCAUCAGGUGGAGGAGGGGAUGUCACCUCUCAGGCUGGAUCCUCUGAUGGUCGAAAGAGAUUUAGUGAAAUAUUCCGGGACCUAGAUGCCUUAGAAAUGAGCCUUGGAAAUGAGACAGUUGACAUGUUUCUGAAUGACACUGGUUUAUCAAAAUCUGAAUCCCAGCAAGAUGACGAUGAUGAAUCAAUGAUCAGCACACCUUUGGAGAUUUCCAGGGUAUCAAGUGACAGAGAUGGAACAACUAUAUCCAAUGAAGAUUCUGAUGAGAUUCUAAUCCAUAGUGAAGGGGGAGUUGAGUCCGCACUCAACUAUGCAAAACGUUGGUGCAAAUAUGUGAGGGAGGUGCUGGGAUAUAUGGAGAGACAACUCAGUUACGAAUCUGAAUAUGCCAAAACUACCAUGAGACUCGCAGAGUCAUCCAGGAUUACCUUCAGUCAACAGCCCUGUAUGCCUCUACAAGAUGUGUAUCUAUUACUGAUGGACCAUGAAAUUCACACAGGAGCCUCUGCCAUCGAAACAGUAGCUCAGCUGCAAAUGAAGAGAUAUUAUCAGCCUCUCUCAGCAAAGAAGACAGAGAUUGACAAGUGGAGAAAAGAAUUUAGAGAGCAGUGGCAAAGAGAACAGAAGAGGAUGAUGGAUGCUCUGUCUGCGCUUCGCAAGGCUCGUCAACAGUAUAUCCAACGUUGUGAAGACCUAGAGAAAGCAAAACAGCUAAGCGCCAAAGUAGAGGAGGAACAGAGUACAGGAACCCUCCAAGGCAGUGCGAACAAACAGUUGGAGAAGCGAAGGAGGUCCAAAGAAGAGGCCCACACCAAGGCACAAGAAGCUGAGGCCACCUAUCGUUCCUGUGUAUCAGACGCUAACAUUCGCUGUCAGAAGCAAGAGAUAGUCAGGGAAAGAAUAGUCUCUCAUAUUAGGAAGCUAAUUCACCAAGGGGACCAGGUGCUUAAGGAGGUGACCUUGAAUCUCCUGCGUAUGAAGCAGUCUCAAUGUGAGUCUAUCCCCUAUGGGUAUGGAAAUCUGUUUACCACAUGCAACCCCUAUGAGGCUGGAGAUAGAUACCUUCAGUUUAUCCUGACUCUACCAAGAAAGCACACUGAGCCUGAGAAAUUUGUUUUCCAGGAGUUCAUCCCUACAGGACAAAGGUCUCCUUCAGGCAGUAGACGUAAGAAUGCAGUGCAGCUUGUGCGAGUCUCUUCUUCAUUGUCUGAACUGAACACAAAGAACGAGGAUGCAUCAGGAAAGAUACCUGCAGGAGAACGAGGUUCUUGGGGCAACAAACUCUUUAACAGCGACUUUGAAAGUAUGGGAGGAAACAGUGAAGCCAGAUCAUUAGAAUCUCCCACACACAGUCCAGGAAACUUGACUAGACGAGGUCCAACAGCUUCAUCCACAGGCACCAUGUCUUCUGACGAUCUAGAUGACAGAGAUUCUGGCCAAGCAGAGGACAUUGACUCAACAGAUGCAACUUCUGAGAACGGCUUGCAUCUUCAGAACUAUGAGAGAACAGGGUUCAUUUUGUCACUAGCUGCUAAAAGUCACCGCCUCCGACGUACAAGGGUGCUCAGCAAGUGCAGGGAAUGUGAGAACUUUAUGGUGUCAGGCGCGGAGUGUGAGGAGUGUUAUUUGACCUGUCACAAGAAGUGCCUGGAAAGUUUGCUGAUCAAAUGUGGUCAUCAGAAGCUACCACCGAAGGUUCCUCUGAUUGGGGUAGACUUUUGCCACUUUCCCCGAUAUUUUCCUGAAGAGGUUCCCUUCAUCAUUGUAAAGUGUACAGCAGAGAUUGAAUUGCGAGCAUUGGGGCAGCAGGGUUUAUAUCGUAUCAGUGGGGCCCAAGUCAGAGUAGAAAAACUUCUCCAAGCUUUUGAAAAUGGAAGAGACCUUGUUGAUCUCUCUGGUCAUUCACCACAUGAUAUCACCAGCACCCUGAAACAAUUUCUGAAAAAGCUUCCAGACUCAGUGGUCUCUCAUCAGCUCUAUGGAGAAUUCAUGGCAUUUUCAAGGGACUUUCAAGAUGACAAGAAAGAGAGUGGACAGCACUCAGAACCUGUACAACAAAUGAAGGAUAUUCUGUGUCGGCUCCCAGCAACUAACUACAACACACUUCGUCAUUUGAUAGCCCACCUUUACAGAGUUUCUGAGAGAUACGAGGAGAACAAAAUGAACCCUAAUAAUUUAGGAAUAAUCUUCGGCCCGACCUUGAUACGACCCUCAGGGGGGCAGGAUAUGUCUAUGAAUUGUCUGAUAGAUUCUGGCUACCAGGCUCAAGCCGUUGAGUUUAUGAUUAACAACUAUGAGAAUAUCUUUGGGAUGGAUGAGUUGCAUUCAGGGGAGGAGCACACAAAAAGAAGUUUUUCAGAGCAGGACUUGUCAUGUGCUGUGCCAACAGGUGGAUUGCAUAGUAACCCUCUGCAUCCAGAACACCAAGGUGACGGAGAGUUGGAAUUUAUGUCAUAUUCUAGGGGACACUUCAGCCGAACACCUGUGAAAGUCCCUCGUGGGGAACAAAACAAAGUUCAAGAAACAGAGGUUUACUCUGAAGUUAGAGAGGAAGAGACAGAAGGAAGAGGCCUUUAAUUCUAGAGACUUAAUGAGGCCCACAAGGGAAAGAGAGGAAUAUUGGAGAUAUGAGCUGGCAUUAGACACAUUGUGGAGAAAGAAAGAAAAACUGCGAGAGAAGGGAAAUACAUAUUUAAAGAGAAACUGCAUGAAGGGCUGGAAAGCUGAAGAUGAGAACUGAGAAAUUUAUGGAUGUAAAUAAGAUAAAGGAAUAGGGAAUAUUUGUUGUGUGGAAAAAUGCAGAGAGUACAGGAGAACUGGAGAAGUGCACAUUGGCCAUCAUAUCAUCACCAAAUAUAUCAACGGUUAUUACCAAUAUAUAUUGUUUUGAGUGGUAGAAACUGGUCAAUAGAAGGUUAAUGGGGGAUCUAGGAAUAUGUUCAACAUUAAAUCAAAAUAGAAGAGGAAUUAUUUAUAGCAAGGGAAAAUGUGUUGUAUUAAACAUUGUGAAUGCAACAUCUCAAUUUAAAUAUGUCACAAUCAAAAUUUUGCAGCAAAUGAAAUGUCCUAGAAUAUAGUAAGUGCUUUGCCGCUCUCUCUGACAGCUGAGGGGUUAACAAAAGUGAGGCCGGGCAUGCAACAUUUCAAGGAGCAAGAUGUUGACUAUAGCAUUUAUACUGCAACACUCUUAGAACAUGAUGAAACUGAAUUUUUCUUGUGCACCGUUACAGUAAUAGAUCAUGCAGAGCACUGCAGGAAAUAUGCUACAUAUGAGAUGGGGGCACGUACUGCAGUUGUUUGCAUUGUGUGAAUGUUAUGGAUGCUGAAAGUGAUGCAUGAUGGGAAGUCUGUCAGAUUUGUGAGGAGAGGAAGAAAGUUGGCGAUAUUUGUGUAUAUGCAAUUUUCUGUAUAUAAACCUUAUUACUGUCA